AAACAAAGAGCAAAGCUGCUCAGCUAUAGUUUCCAAACAGGAAAAUCAGAGAGAGAGAUUGCGGUAACUAGGAUGGGGAGAGGCAAGAUUGUGAUCCGAAGGAUUGACAAUUCCACGAGCAGGCAAGUGACGUUUUCCAAGCGAAGAAAUGGGCUGCUGAAGAAGGCUAAGGAGCUUUCAAUUCUCUGUGAUGCUGAGGUUGGCUUGAUCAUCUUCUCCAGCACUGGCAGGCUCUAUGAUUAUGCUAGUACUAGCAUGAAAUCAGUUAUUGAUCGCUAUAACAAGCUCAAAGAGGAACAUCAUCAACUCUUGAAUCCUGCUUCUGAAAUCAAGUUUUGGCAAAGGGAAGCAGCAAGCUUGAGGCAACAAUUGCAGUACUUGCAAGAAUCUCACAGGCAAUUGAUGGGUGAAGAACUAUCUGGAUUGAGCGCCAAAGAUCUACAGAACCUGGAAAGCAAACUGGACAUGAGUUUGAAAGGUGUCCGGUUGAAAAAGCUAUUACAUGAAGAAAUAAAAGACCAGAACCAGAAGGGAAAUCUCAUACAUCAAGAGAACAUAGAACUGUAUAAGAAGCUAGACUUCAUAGGUAAAGAGAAUGCCGAACUCCAAAGAAAGGCCUAUGGAACAAGGGAUGUGAAUGAAGAACACAGAGGCUCUGAACCCCCAUUUGCCAUUACUAAUGGAUUUCAGUUGCAUGCACCCAUCCAUGUCCAGCUAAGCCAGCCACAUAAUCAAACUGAUCAGCCACAGAACAAUAAUGCUCCAGCAAAUGCAAUCAAACUGGGAUUGCACCUGCAUUAGCAUGGUUGAGUCACCAUUAAUUCAGCUAUCAAAUUGUACUACGUCAAAGUCAAUCUUAUAGAACUGAUCGAGAUGGCACAGUUAUAGUAAAAUGGAUCUAGCAGAAGGGGGCGGCCUAAGCGCUUUCAUAUGAAAUGUUCAUGAAACAAACAUUUCCUUCAAUUUGUGUACAAGAACUAGACAAAUUAAGCAGGGAGUGUAAAUUUGUGCAAUAAUUGGAAGUAAUAGUGUGUGUUGAUUUUUCCUGUAUUAAGGAUGUA
Messenger RNA from Fragaria vesca subsp. vesca, 1061 nucleotides. Its product is annotated as MADS-box transcription factor 27-like. The transcript is spliced from 9 exons. The record is from RefSeq and is a predicted model, not a curated record. Gene Ontology annotation, biological process: positive regulation of transcription by RNA polymerase II. Gene Ontology annotation, molecular function: RNA polymerase II cis-regulatory region sequence-specific DNA binding; DNA-binding transcription factor activity, RNA polymerase II-specific; protein dimerization activity. NCBI's taxonomy places the organism in Eukaryota, Viridiplantae, Streptophyta, Magnoliopsida, Rosales, Rosaceae. Bases 73 to 801 code for a protein of 242 amino acids. Gene Ontology annotation, cellular component: nucleus.